GACCUCUUCCUCCCAUUUUGUCUAGGCUAUAAAUAUUCGUGAAACCCCCUUCCUCAUCCUCAAUUUGCUACUACUGGAGUCCUUGUGUGAGUUAGUGUGAAUUGAUUCCGAUGACGAUGUCAAUGUUUAUGUGCAGAGUAGGAGAACCCCUAGUAAACGUGCCUUGCAGUGGGAAAAAAAUGAAUGUGAGGCAAAUUGAGAAAGAGAAGGUGGUGGUGGUAAUGGGAGGCACAGGGGCAGGGAAGUCAAGGCUUUCCGUUGACCUUGCCACGUGUUUCCCAUCCGAAAUCAUAAACUCGGACAAAAUCCAAGCCUACGAGGGGCUCGACAUAGUCACAAACAAAAUCUCCAAGGAGGACCAACGUGGCGUGCCGCACCACAUUCUCGGAACACAAAACCCCAACACCCACUUCUCAGCCCUUGAUUUCUGCCACAUGUCCUUAUCGGCCCUUGAUUCCAUCACGGCACGCCACCGCCUCCCAAUCAUCGUGGGGGGCUCCAACUCCUAUCUGGAGGCCCUCAUCGACGACGACGAUUACAAGUUCCGCUCGCGCUACGACUUUUGUUGCCUCUGGGUCGACGUCGCAAUGCCGGAGCUCCAAUCCUACGUGGCAGACCGGGUCGACCAAAUGCUUUGCAACGGAAUGUUGAAUGAGUUGAGACCCUUUUAUAGUCCUAACGGGGAGUAUUCGCAGGGGGUUAGACGGGCCAUUGGAGUCCCCGAAUUCGACGAGUAUUUCCGGAGGGAGGGGUUUGUGGAGGAGGAAACGAGGCAGAGGUUGUUGGAACGCUCGAUUAAGGAAGUGAAAUUGAACACGUGCAUGUUGGCCAUGAAGCAGUUGGGCAACAUUCGGAGGCUGAGGAAUGUUAAGAGCUGGGAAAUUCAGCGGUUGGAUGCCACGCCCGUGUUUCGGAAGCGUGGGGACGAAGCAAACCAGGCCUGGAAGAAGCUGGUGGCGGAGCCUAGUGCUAGGAUCGUUGCUCGCUUUCUCUAUAACACCACCCAUACUCAUACUGCUAACGCCUUUUCUCCACUUAGAUUGCCCACUGCACAAACCGUUAUGCCUGCCCCUGCCGCAACGUUAACGUGCUAGAUACUUUUACUAAGCUACCUCUCUCUCUCUUUUUUUUCUUUCUUUUUUUUUUUCACCUAUGUUUUCUUUUUUAAA
Cajanus cajan (pigeon pea) is the source of this 1169-nucleotide messenger RNA. Lineage: Eukaryota; Viridiplantae; Streptophyta; Magnoliopsida; Fabales; Fabaceae. The record is from RefSeq and is a predicted model, not a curated record.